UGCCGUACCUUCACAAUCUCCUUUUGUUUGCUAAUUUUGUUAGCGGCUAUCGCUAGGUGGGAAAAAAUGGCAGAAUAUUCAAAUGUAAAAUCAACUAAAUUGGUUUUGAAAGGUUUGAACAAAGGUAAAAAGAAGAAACCCAAAGAUAAGAAGAGAAAAGAGGAAGGAGACAAACCUGAUAUCAUUGGUGGUUGGUGGUGUGUCAGUGGUUUUGGAGAAAUUGCAGGAACAGUUGCCAUAGAAAUGCAGAACAACUCGUACAUCCAUGCCCUGGACACUGGGCUCUUCACACUUGGUGCACCCCACAAAGAUGAUGAAGGACCAGACCCCCCAGAACAGUUUUCUGCCAUCAAGCUCUCAGACACACGGAUAGCUUUAAAAUCUGGAUAUGGAAAGUACUUGGGCAUCAACUCUGAGGGUCUGGUGGUGGGGCGUUCUGAUGCUAUUGGCUCAAGAGAACAAUGGGAACCAGUCUUCCAGGAUCGCAAAAUGGCUCUCAUGGCAGCAAAUAGCUGUUUCAUCUCAUAUAGUGACGGGGGGGACAUUGUGGCUGAAAGCAAGACAGCAGGGGACGGCGAGAUGCUAAAGAUCCGAACAAACACAGAACGGGAGGUCAAGCAGAAAGAUGAUAUUGCAGAUGAGGACAGAGGCAAUGUGAAAUCCUGCGAGGUCAAUUAUGUGAAGAAGUUUCAGAGCUUUCAAGACAGGCGGCUGAGGGUUAAUGAAGAUGACUCGUCGACUCUGAAGAAAGCAAGGACGGAUGGAAAGUUUCACGAAGCCUUGCUUGACAGGAGAAGCAAAAUGAAAGCGGACAGAUACUGCAAAUGAAGCUUUGGUGGACUGCUGCUUCGUCUUGUAAACGUUUUGCUCUUGUAAUUGUGGUUAUUUGAAAUGGACGUUUUACUUUUUUAUAUAUA
This is a messenger RNA of Nematolebias whitei (Rio pearlfish), 917 nucleotides long. RefSeq names its product FSHD region gene 1 (gene frg1). The record is from RefSeq and is a predicted model, not a curated record. Bases 67 to 828 code for a protein of 253 amino acids. Gene Ontology annotation, molecular function: actin filament binding. The transcript is spliced from 9 exons. NCBI's taxonomy places the organism in Eukaryota, Metazoa, Chordata, Actinopteri, Cyprinodontiformes, Rivulidae. Gene Ontology annotation, cellular component: striated muscle dense body; nucleolus; catalytic step 2 spliceosome.